Molecule: messenger RNA, 741 nt
Organism: Zea mays
Lineage: Eukaryota; Viridiplantae; Streptophyta; Magnoliopsida; Poales; Poaceae
Product: 60S ribosomal protein L36a
Exons: 4
Coding region: 132-449 (105 amino acids)
Biological process (GO): translation
Cellular component (GO): ribosome
Molecular function (GO): structural constituent of ribosome
Source: RefSeq, marked validated
AGACAGCGGCGGGCGCCUUGCCAUAAAAGCACAGCGCUUCUACACCCGCCGCCGCCACUCGUUGCAGCCUCUCUACCUCUACCUACUGGAGUAGGGAGCACGCCGCACGAGCCCUUUCCGCCGCCGCCAAAAUGGUGAACGUUCCUAAGACCAAGAAGACCUACUGCAAGAACAAGGAGUGCAAGAAGCACACUCUCCACAAGGUUACUCAGUACAAGAAGGGUAAGGAUAGCCUGUCUGCCCAGGGAAAGCGCCGUUAUGACCGCAAGCAGUCAGGAUAUGGUGGCCAGACCAAGCCUGUCUUCCACAAGAAGGCCAAGACCACCAAGAAAAUCGUAUUGAAGCUGCAGUGCCAGAGCUGCAAGCACUACUCACAGCACGCAAUUAAGAGGUGCAAGCAUUUUGAGAUUGGUGGAGACAAGAAGGGCAAGGGAACAUCUCUCUUCUAAGUUUCUCAUCGCCCAUCUCGAUGUUGGAUCGAACCUGUGGGUCUACUACUGUUCUAAAAACUCGUCAAAUUUCAAUGUUACUAGUAGUUCUGAAAGCAGGUCAUGCUGUGUAUCAAAUUCCAAUGCCUGACAUUUGCGCUGAGUGUGGGUUGUCUUUUGGCUAAAUGAAGUUUUGCACCCUGAAUCUUCAUUGAAUGUGUUGUGUGUUUGUUUGAUUUUGUUCUGCGAUUGCCUUAGUCUAAAGCUUGAUCACACCGAGGAUGGUUUAUGUAAUGUAACUGGCUGAAUGGAA